CGGUGGUGGUGAGGGAUCCUCUGACAUCACAUUGGCUCUUAUAAGCCGAGGGAAUGGAGCCCACUGCGCGACACAUCCAGCCAGGAACCUGCAGGCGAGGGGGGAAGCGUUGCUUUGAGCUGGAAGAGAAGAAGAAGAGGAGGAGGAAGAAAAAAGAAGAAGAAGUGGGAGCAGCAGCGCCGCCACACAGUCCCCUCCUCAGCCUCUUUAGCUGUCUUGGGUUUGACCCCUUCACCUUAUGGACUAGAUUCUGCCUCAGCUGAAUUCUCAAGUGUGGGAUCCUUUUUCCUUCUUCUUUUAUUUUUUGGUUUGUUUGGUUUUUGGUCGUACUCCCGUCACGAUGCAGGCACAGCUGGCGUGUAUCCUUCUUCUCUUCUUCACGUGUGGCGGACUUUGCACAGAUGUGGACCAGGAUCAGCGAGCGCUGGAGGAGGAGCUGCUCAGCAGUCUCUUCACUUCGAAGAUUACACAGAACAAGCAGAGUGCCCCCUACUGGCGCGUGUCGCUGGCCAACCUGUGCAGGAUGGUGGGCAGCCUGGGGCGGGAGACGUGGAGCGGCGAAGAGCGAGAGGACGGCGAGCCGAGGGGGGAGAGCCUCCAGAUGCUCGACGAGCUGUACAGCCUGCAACACAUCUGCCGAGUGCUACAGGGCCGGGAGGAGAGGCUACUUCACGACUCUCUAGAAUACUCCGAGCAGAGCAGUGACACUCUGCCGAAGCGGAAAUCGCCCUACAUCCUGAAGAGGCAAGCGGCGCACACCACCAAGUCCCGGAGGCCGUACAUCUUGAAACGGAGUACAGUGUACUGACGGCCAUCCCGGGGGGGGGGGGGGGGGGCCGGCGUGAUGUGUAAGGGACCAGAACCGCAUACUGUACUCUCCGUGAAGACGUGACUGUGUUUCUUUUUCUCUCGUAUCUCGUAGCCGCAAUGUCUCUUUCUCUUUCCCCCACUUCCUUCAGUCAGACCCCGCGAUUUGUCCGUCCAGCAUUGAGACCUGCCUGUAUUCUGCUCCUUUUCAAAUAUAGGCCCCUGAAAAUAAAAUCCUGAGCAUCAAAAGAAAAGAAAAAAAAAAAAGGGGGUGUAUCUGUGAGAAAACUAUAUUUAUUUACGCAAAAUUUCUACACUGCACACCAUUUCGUCCGUUUCCUUUCAGGAUGUGAUUAAAUGAUUCACGAUACAAGAA
This is a messenger RNA of Scophthalmus maximus (turbot), 1183 nucleotides long. It is a transcript of the gene nts, whose product is annotated as neurotensin. The coding region runs from base 341 to 808 and encodes 155 amino acids. The record is from RefSeq and is a predicted model, not a curated record. Gene Ontology annotation, cellular component: extracellular region. Gene Ontology annotation, molecular function: neuropeptide hormone activity. The transcript has 4 exons. NCBI's taxonomy places the organism in Eukaryota, Metazoa, Chordata, Actinopteri, Pleuronectiformes, Scophthalmidae.